GUGAGCGGGGCGGGGGACGGACCGGCGGGGACCGGCGCCUGUUGCCCCGAGAGAGUUAACGGUGCGGGGAAAGUGGCCUCUCCUCCGCCCGGGCCGGGCGCCUGGCAACCGGGGCGCCGCGCAUGUAGGGCCGCCGGGGGCUGCCGCCGUCGCCGCGCCCCCCCCCCCUUCUCUCCCCUCCCCUCCCCCCCGCCCCGCCGCCGGGCCCCGCGUCCCCCUCCCUUCCCCGCCCCGGACAAGGCGUUUAACGUGCCCAGGCGUGAAGUAUGGCAUGCAAAGAUGGUUUCUGCCAAGGAGCCAGCCAUCGCCAUGUCCUCGGGUCUCUCCAUCGCCCUCCUGCACUGCCUGUGCCUGGCGACGUGUCUCACCGGGCCGCCAGGGCAGGGCAAAAAAGAGGAGAAAUUGUGGCCGGAGAAUUUCACCAGCAUCCUGAACAGCCUCCUGGAUGGCUAUGACAACCGGCUGCGACCGGGAUUCGGGGGUCCUGUUACUGAAGUCAAAACAGAUAUAUAUGUCACCAGUUUUGGACCUGUUUCUGAUGUAGAAAUGGAAUAUACAAUGGAUGUCUUCUUCCGUCAGACAUGGGUAGACAAAAGAUUAAAAUAUGAUGGCCCUAUUGAAAUUUUAAGACUUAACAACCUGAUGGUUUCGAAGGUGUGGACUCCUGACACUUUCUUCAGGAAUGGGAAAAAGUCUGUUGCACAUAAUAUGACAGCCCCAAAUAAGCUCUUCAGAAUAAUGAGAAAUGGCACCAUCCUGUACACAAUGAGGCUUACAAUAAGUGCAGAGUGUCCCAUGAGAUUAGUGGAUUUUCCCAUGGAUGGUCAUGCUUGUCCUCUCAAAUUUGGGAGUUAUGCUUAUCCAAAGAGUGAAAUGAUUUAUACCUGGACAAAAGGACCCGAGAAGUCAGUGGAAGUUCCUGAGGAGUCUUCCAGUUUAGUUCAGUAUGACCUGCUUGGGCAUACGGUAUCCACUGAAACCAUUAAAUCUAUUACAGGCGAAUAUAUUGUUAUGACAGUUUACUUCCACCUCAGACGGAAAAUGGGUUAUUUUAUGAUUCAGACCUAUAUCCCCUGCAUUAUGACUGUGAUCCUUUCUCAAGUUUCAUUUUGGAUAAAUAAGGAAUCUGUUCCAGCUAGAACUGUAUUUGGAAUAACAACAGUGUUGACAAUGACGACACUGAGCAUCAGUGCAAGACAUUCACUGCCAAAAGUAUCCUAUGCUACUGCCAUGGACUGGUUCAUAGCGGUCUGUUUUGCCUUUGUGUUCUCUGCUCUUAUUGAGUUUGCUGCUGUCAACUAUUUUACUAAUAUUCAAAUGGAAAAAGCCAAAAGGAAGACAGUAAAAUCACUUCUUGAAUUUCCGGUUGCUCCAGUACAAAGAGAAAGAAGUACAGAAGAGACAGUCAUGAGUACAGAUGCCAAUUCAAAUGUGAGGAAAAGAACGAAUGCCACAGUACAGUCUGAAGCUGAUGGUGGGAGCCGAAUUGACACAAGGCACAGCUCCAUCCAGCCUCCCUCUGUAGCUCAGGGGUCUUCUGACAUUACACCCCACUCCCUUUCUGCAUCAAGUCCCAACCCUUUCACACGCAUCAAUGCAUCAGAGACAUUAUCUUCUGCAAGAGCUACCCCUCCAGCUCCUCCUUCUACCCCAAUUUUAACUGGAUUUGUAUCCCAGCAUGCCACAGCUGGAUCCCCUUCCAUUCAGCACUUGCUUGGAUCUAGACUGGAGCAGAUUCAGACCACCACACCCAAUGCAUUAGGAGCAUCUGCAAAGCCAUCUGCUGUCACACCACCUGCUCCCCCCGCCGCCCAUUCUGGCACGAGUAAGAUAGACAAAUAUGCACGCAUUUUAUUUCCUGUUACCUUCGGAGCAUUUAACAUGGUCUACUGGGUGGUGUAUCUAUCCAAGGAUACCAUGGAAAAAUCGGAAAGUCUAAUGUAGUUUUGCUGCUAUGUAGUAGUUCCUAAAUUAUACUUACAUUUGAUGCAGAGUUUCUUCUUUUGAAACUAUUUAAAAAGGUCAAUAAUUCUUAUUUAUAAAAGCUGUGUGCUACUUUCCCAUUGUAAAGGCUGGAGUUAUUGGGGAUAAUUAGUUAACUCCUACCAGAGUAAUGGGUAACAGAUUUGUCUUCCUCCCUUCAGCUAGCAGUGAACCAUCACUCUCUUCAGACAGACUUCUCUGGCUACACAGAACUUGCCUUUGGGAGGAAUAUGCACCUGAAACAAAUCAAAGGCAGAGGUGCACAGCUGUGCAGUGGAACACACCUUGACUGCUAGGAAUAUGCAUGUUGAUUACUACAAAUCCCUGAGGCACCCAGCACUGCUGUCUGGACACAGCAUUGCAUUCUUGGAGUGCAAGGUCCAUGUCCUGAAUAUUUUGACAGUGCUUGCUAGACAAGGACUUUCCCUGCUAGAUUAAAAUUGGCAAAAUGAGGGGGAAGAAAAUGAACAGUGGGAAAAGAAAAGAGAGUCCAGCCUGGGAGAGUGCAACUCCAGAAAAGUUAUGCAAAGGAGUUGUAGAGCUCCAUAUAUUUUUACUAAGCAUUAUUUUGCGUUGCAACCUGGGAAAUUCUCACUCCAAAAUAAGAAUGAGUGAACAUUGUAAAAUCUGAAAUCCGAUGUAAUUCUCAAAAUUGGAGUUUUUUGUUUGGUAAGGUGA
Harpia harpyja (harpy eagle) is the source of this 2661-nucleotide messenger RNA. It is a transcript of the gene GABRA4, whose product is annotated as gamma-aminobutyric acid type A receptor subunit alpha4. Bases 280 to 1944 code for a protein of 554 amino acids. Gene Ontology annotation, cellular component: synapse; postsynapse; dendrite membrane. The record is from RefSeq and is a predicted model, not a curated record. Gene Ontology annotation, biological process: synaptic transmission, GABAergic; nervous system process; gamma-aminobutyric acid signaling pathway. The transcript has 9 exons. NCBI's taxonomy places the organism in Eukaryota, Metazoa, Chordata, Aves, Accipitriformes, Accipitridae. Gene Ontology annotation, molecular function: transmitter-gated monoatomic ion channel activity involved in regulation of postsynaptic membrane potential; benzodiazepine receptor activity; GABA-A receptor activity.